Messenger RNA from Oldenlandia corymbosa var. corymbosa, 753 nucleotides. NCBI's taxonomy places the organism in Eukaryota, Viridiplantae, Streptophyta, Magnoliopsida, Gentianales, Rubiaceae. The record is from the annotation of a GenBank genome assembly.
AUGUCAUCCGGAGUUGCUGGUUGUACUGAAGUUACUUCAAAGAGUGUAGAGGGUCGCAUGGAGGCUCAAGUACAGCUCAUGAAGAGUCAAAUUGACUUCUUACAUGAUGCUUUGGCCGAGGUUAAGAAGGCAAACCGAGACUUGUCUCAAUUGCUUUCAAAUAAGCAAAGUAAAGCUAUGGUAAGUUUUGAGAAAAUUGCUGAAAAUUUACGAGUCUUAGGUGAUCGUUUUGAAGUAAAACAAGUACCCUCGUAUGCUGGAAUGUUGCAAAUGUCAUUGCCUUUGUUUUAUGGUUGUCAUAGAGAAUAUGAUACUUGGGAAAAGAGCAUAGAGAAUUUGUUUGUGUUGCUUAACAUAGAGAAAGAGAGUGAGAAAAUAGCCUUAGCUAUAGGUUGUUUUUGUUCUAGUGCUUUGAAUUGGUGGAAGCUAGUUUCAAAUAUCUAUUCGCAUCAUUGGUAUCGUAAUUUAGAUGAUUGGCAUGAUUUGAGAAAUGCUUUGCGAGAAAGAUAUGCUGGUACUAACACCUUUGAUGAAGCAAAAGUGAAGUUGCUCAACUGUAAGCAGAAUGGUAGAUCCAUUCAAUCUUACUUUGAGGAAUUGGAAGGGUUGUUUCUGAGUUCAGGAGUGGAUGAGAACGACUACAUGUUGACAGAUCAUUUUCACUAUGGCUUGGAUAAGUGGUUCAAACAAAAUCCUAAGAUAAAGAGGCAAUCAAGGCUCUAUGAGGCAUACUACACUGCCUUAGAAGUGUGA